Messenger RNA from Lytechinus pictus (painted urchin), 5328 nucleotides. Its product is annotated as sphingomyelin synthase-related protein 1-like. The record is from RefSeq and is a predicted model, not a curated record. Bases 377 to 1585 code for a protein of 402 amino acids. Gene Ontology annotation, molecular function: sphingomyelin synthase activity; protein binding; ceramide cholinephosphotransferase activity. NCBI's taxonomy places the organism in Eukaryota, Metazoa, Echinodermata, Echinoidea, Temnopleuroida, Toxopneustidae. The transcript has 6 exons. Gene Ontology annotation, biological process: ceramide biosynthetic process. Gene Ontology annotation, cellular component: plasma membrane; endoplasmic reticulum membrane; Golgi membrane.
GAGGGGUCGGGGAAUCGCUGGGCCGUCCGCCGCCACGAAUCUCGGUCGGCUCUCUAGCUCUUUACUGUAAAGUAGCACGUACUGUCUGUCGCGGCAAACGAAGCUCAUGCAGCUGCAUAGACAGGAAUAACCGUCGUUUCUGGGGAUUUUUCAACAAUUUCUGACAUUUUACUUUCAUCCCCAUUCUGAGUGAGCCAACGCACGGUACCGUAGUUCAGCGGAACAAUCAAAAUACAGAGACUGAGUGAAGGCGAAGCUUUUGUUUUGGUCUAGCAGCUGCAGUACUCAAAUAACGUCAGUAUCUUCUCAAAGAGUCAAAAUUAUCGGUAUCUAGUUUUGACUCGCUGUGCAUGGACAUUGGUUAAAUGUGCCAAACAUGGACGUUGAAUCCUGGACCUGCAAGGAUGUGGCCAAGUGGUUAUCCACCAACGGCUUCAGUCAGUACUCGCGUCAACUGUGCACCGACCACAUGAUCGACGGUCAGGCAUUACUGCUUCUGUCCGAAGCCGACCUGCGCAGUCCUCCCGUCUCUCUGAAAGUCCUCGGAGAUAUCAAACGCCUGAUCCAUCAGAUCGAUCUUUUAAAACGUCACAUUGGCAAUCAAGGGCAGAUAUCAAAUGGUUUUGCCCCGUCAACAAACACUGCCCGGAUAACCAAUCAGAAUCACGUCAGAGCGGAUGAGGUGAAUCAGUCAAAGAAACACCUUGCAACGAGAUUAGAACCGGAAGUCUUCAAGACCGUCUUAAGCAUCAUCUACGUCACCUUGGUGUUCCUCCUCACAGCCUUUGUCCUGACUGUCGUGCAUGACCGAGUGCCUGAUAUGGAGAAGUACCCUCCAUUGCCAGACAUCGUCCUGGAUAGUAUUCCGUUGAUUCCUUGGGCGUUUCAAGCCUGUGAACUCUGUGGUAUCAUUCUUGCUGUUCUGUGUUUUCUAGUCCUCUUCCUUCACAAGCACAGGAGCAUUGUGAUGAGACGUCUCUUUGCCAUCGCAGGGACGGUGUUUCUACUUCGGUGUGUGACAAUGUUUGUGACAUCACUCUCAGUGCCUGGUAUGCAUUUACGGUGCUCAGCCAAAGUCUAUGGUACUGUGUGGGACAAACUGUCCAGAGCAGUAGAGAUCUGUUUGGGUCUAGGUAUGUCCUUGACUGGUGUUCAUACAUGCGGAGACUACAUGUUCAGCGGACACACGACUUGUAUAACCCUUGCCAACUUCUUCAUUACGGAAUAUUCCCCACGCAAGUUCCACAUCCUUCACACCGCAACGUGGGUGAUCAACCUGUUCGGGAUCUUCUUCAUCCUCGCCGGCCACGAGCACUACACCAUCGACGUCUUCAUCGCCUUCUACAUCACCUCGCGCCUCUUCCUCUACUACCAUACCCUCGCCAACAACCGGGCCCUCCGACAGGGGGGCGACGAGCGGGUCAGGGUCUGGUUCCCUAUGUUCUCGUUCUUCGAGGCGAACGUCGACGGUAUCGUUCCGAACGAGUAUGAGUUCCCCCUCCCCUCUUUAACGAAGAUCAUGGAGCGUAUCAGGGAAGGUCCGGUCAACAGACCAGCCAAAAGGCCUAAAGGGAAGGCAAGAUAGUCUAAGACUUUGGUUGUGGAAAUAUGUUGUGACGUGGGGCAUGGUGGUCUUGUGGUUAAGACUCUUGUCUUUCAAUCUGAAGGACGUGGGUUCGUUUCCCAGCCAUUGCGUGUUUUCCUACAGCAAGAAAUUUAUCCACACUGUCCUGCACUCAACCCAGGUGAGGUGAAUGGGUACCAGCAGGAAGUAAUUCCUCAAAAAGCUGUUCGCACCGGGAUCGGUAGACCAGCUUAGCCGAGGUAAUAUAGGAGUGCCUUGAGCACCUUGUGCGCUAUACAAAUCGUAUAUUAUUAUAUAUUGUUAUCCAUAACUCUUCUGUAUUUUUUCCCUAUCGACAUCUUUCACAUCCUUCUCCAUUGAUAAAGUGUCUUACUCCUGGCUUUUGGAUUGUGCUGUGCUCUGAUGUCAAGUUAUUGUUUUAAUGACACUGGUGUCAAGUUCUAGUAUAAUAACAUAUGACACAUGUUAUUAAGCUAGAACUUGACACCAGUCUUGCAAGUCUGUUGUCAAGUUGACUUUUGAGUGACAUUGGUGUCAAGUUAAAUAACAUGAUGUGUCCAUCUUGCGUAAAACUCUGGUUCAGAUUGAUUUGAAAUAGUGUUCAUUUCUCAACUCUGGUGCCACAGUUGAUUUUGAACAACAUUGGUAGCAAAUUUAGUUUUACAUGUGUCCAUCUUGCAACUCUGGCAUCACGUUGAUUUGGAAUGACUGUGGUGUCAAGUUUAGUUUUAAAUCCUGAGUCCAUCCUGCAUCACUUCUCAACUCGGGUGGCACAGUUGAUUUUGAACAACAGUGAUAUCAAAUUCAGUUUUGAAUAAUGUGUCCAUCUAGCAACACCAGUGACAUAUUGAUGUUUGAUAGUGUAACCAGCCACUCUGGUGUCAAGUUGAUUUUAAAUGGCUCUGGUGUCAAGUUUAGUUUUUAAUGAUGUGUCCAUCCUGCAUCACCAGUGACAUAUUGUCAAUGUUGAGUUGGGGGGGGGGGGGGGAGGUCGAAGUGAAGAAUAAAAGCACUUUCAGCAAUGUAUUUAUUAUGCAAUGAGCCAGGUGUGUUGGUAUGUCAGUAAAUCAACUUUCAUCAGGUAUUGUGAAGUCUCCCCCCCAUCCAGCGAAUUGGUCUAUAUAUCAGGGAUGCUACUUAGGCUUGAUAAAAAUAGUCUGAAAACCAUAUAUAUCUACAAAAAAGGGUGUUUCAUAUGGCCAAACAUACAUUUAAAGGAAAAGUUCACCCUGACAAAAACAUUAUUGUAAAUAAAGCAGAAAAAUAAUUCAAAAAUAUUGCCAAAGGUUUUAGGAAAGUCCAUCAAGGAAUAAAAAGUUAUCAGAAGUUUAAUUAUUUGAUUUGUGAUGUCAUAUAUAUGCAAGCAGCUUUCAUACAUAGACAUUGUAUUGUAAGAAAUAAAUUGUCAUUUUCUCAGAAAAUUGAAAAUGGUUUUUAUUGUAUAUCAAUAGACAAAUCAUUUCACACCUGCUCCAAAAAGAAAAAAAAGUCAUCAAGAACCAUUAAAAAAUUUAUGCAUUUUAUGAUACAUAACAUAUGGGGCAGCUACUCGUAUAUGACAUCACAAAUCAAAAUAUAAAAAGUCUAAUAACUUAAUCUUUGAUAGAUUUUCCUCAAACCUUCACCAAUAUAUAUAUAUUUUUUUAAUACUAUUUUAACAACAAACUUUUCUCCAGGGUAAACUUCCACUUUAAAAAUUCUGAAUUCCGACUUAACUCUAAAUAAUGGCAUUCCUGAUACACAUGUAUAGCUGGACGUGUGUAGAAGACUGCUUUUUUUUCCACUAAAAGCAGUACUGGUAUGCCCUUCAUUCUUUAAAAAAUUGUAAGCUUGGCUUGAAGAUUGGAAAUCUACUCAGUUGUUUCACACUCUUGUGUCUUACUCUUAUCAUAAGUAAUCAAGGAUGUGGCAUGGUGAAUAUUCUAUGGUCGGAUAUCCUGUACCCAUUCACCAAUAACAGGAAGAAUCGUAGGUCAAAGGUCAGUAGAGUGUAAGUUUCAUUGUUGAGAUUGCUAUUAUCAUGUGUAUAAUCUGUGAUGUUAUUCGUCAACGUUUGGAGUACAAUACCUGUUGGCGCAGGAAAGCGAUUGUGCAAUAAAAAUGAAUGUACCUGUUUAAAAAAUGACGUCACAUUCCUACUGUUUAAAAGGGUAAUAGCACGUUUUUUCCCCUUAUACCCAGAUCAUAUACUGGGGGCCGUUUCAUAAAGCUCUUCGUAAGAUAAGAGCGACUUUAAGAACGACUGGUGAACCUUUCUUACGCGCUAAACCAUCACCAAUUAAUAUACCAUUUAUCACAAGAAAGGAUCAACACUCGUUCUGAAUGUCUCUCUUAACUUACGAACAGCUUUAUGGUUUUUUUCUGGACUGUUUGUGUUUAAUAAUCAUAAUAAUCUAAAGUUUAUAUUGUGCACAGAUAUGUAUAAAACUGCAAUUUGAAACAGUUUACAACUAAUAUUUCACAAAUAUGUUUUAUAUCAUGCUUGAAAGCACAAUAUCUUUCACUUAAUUUAUACAUGUGUGUACAGUACAUGUAUUUUGUUAAAAUCGGAAAGCAAAAUCUUGCAUGUAUUUUAUUUUAUAUUUUCAUUACAAUUAUGUACCAAAGAUAAAACGAAGCAUUGCAUAUGGGCAAUUCCAUAAAAGAAUCCACCAUUUUGUACAUCUGACCCCUAUUUUUCUCAAUUCCUACUUCACUUCAUAAACUGACGAAAUCAUGAUCAUUUGAGAGCAUUCAAAAGAACAAGAAAUCAGAGACAGACAAUCUCAUGAAGGUCCCAGAUAUAUGGAAUCAGACGUAUAUUUUAUGGAAUUGCUCAUACGAGUAUAGGCCCAAAUUUCCCUUAAACUUGUUUACUUAGCACUACAGUACACCAAACAAGUGUAGAACAUGUACAUGUAAUUCUAUUCCCAUUGACUCUCACUGUCUUUGUUUUAAUAUGCACAUAGCCCUUUUUAAGCAUAUCUUGAUCAUAAUUGUUUUUAGUGUUUUGUUUGCUGUGCAUAUGAAACCUCAUGAUUUCUCUGUUUUAAUUGUGUUUUAGUUGCUGUUUCGGUUGAUUUUAAAUGGAGUAAUGAAGGACGACAUCAUUUUGGAGGACAUUUUAGCAAUUUUUAUUUUAUAUCUUGGAGGAGCACGUUGAAUUUGCAUAUGAGUUAUUACAGUUAAUAUCUUGAAAACAUAUAUAUGUAUGUUUUAUUUCAUGAAAAAUUGAUCUAUUAUAUAAUUAUGUUUGAAAUUAUAUAUUCUGUUUGUGGAGGGAGUGUUUUUAUGUUUGAAAUUGUGUAAUUACGUGUAUGUGAGGAAAGAUAGAUGUACAACCUCACAAGUCAACUUCAUAAACCAAAUAUGAAAAAUUCUGACAGUAUAUGCUGCUUUUAAAUUAGAUCUUCAUUUUAUUUCAUAGAUAUUAGUAAGUUGCAAUGAUGAAUUAUUUGGGUUACAGUUCUCUAAAUUUUAGUGAAUUUUAAAAAUUUUGUCCGGAGACCAGAAAGUGGAGAAAUGUGAAGUAUUUUUGUUAAUUAUUUAUUCAAUCAAUUGUUUUGCACAAUGAGAGGAGAAAUGUAUAACCUUAUUUAUGAAUAGUCAUAAAACAUGCACAAGCAGUACUGGUUAUAUUUUUUCAUGUAUUACAUAAUUGACUGAGGGUAGAUGCAUAUAUAUUUCCAAUAUCUAUUUUUAAUAAACAUUUAUGAUAUUUAAGUGUACUUCACAAUUUUGAUUAAAGACUAUUUAUGCAACAC